This is a messenger RNA of Macrobrachium nipponense, 468 nucleotides long. RefSeq names its product putative carboxypeptidase suro-1. Bases 1 to 468 code for a protein of 155 amino acids. Gene Ontology annotation, biological process: proteolysis. The record is from RefSeq and is a predicted model, not a curated record. Lineage: Eukaryota; Metazoa; Arthropoda; Malacostraca; Decapoda; Palaemonidae. Gene Ontology annotation, molecular function: zinc ion binding; metallocarboxypeptidase activity. The transcript is spliced from 4 exons.
AUGUCUACACUUGACCAGAAUCGUUUGUGGCGCAAGAACAGGGCUCAUUCUACCUCCUCCAUUUGCAUCGGCUUUGACCUCAACAGAAAGUUUGGAUAUCAGUGGGGAGGACUCGGGACAAGUAGUGACCCUUGCUCCGAUAUUUACAAGGGAGCGUCAGCCUUUAGCGAACCAGAAAGCAGGACUCUCAGAGAUGCUAUGUUGCCCCUGACUGGCAAAGUUGAGGUGUUUCACCACACGACAACCAAGAAGACGAUCGAGUCAACUCGUACAGAAGAAGAAGAAGAAGACCAAGACGCUGUCCUGCAUUCGGGUUUCAAAUUCUUCGGUGAAAAGGAGACGGACGACUUUGACACAAUGAGUACCACGAACGCAGAUCCGAUUUACAGAGUUUACGAUAAUGAUCAAGUUGUCAUCAGUAUCAAUUCCAAUAUAAUAUUGUGCGUGGGAUUCCAACCUAUUUCUUAA